Messenger RNA from Hippopotamus amphibius kiboko, 2437 nucleotides. RefSeq names its product lysophosphatidic acid receptor 1 (gene LPAR1). The transcript is spliced from 4 exons. The coding region runs from base 441 to 1535 and encodes 364 amino acids. The record is from RefSeq and is a predicted model, not a curated record. Lineage: Eukaryota; Metazoa; Chordata; Mammalia; Artiodactyla; Hippopotamidae. Gene Ontology annotation, biological process: phospholipase C-activating G protein-coupled receptor signaling pathway; neurogenesis. Gene Ontology annotation, cellular component: membrane. Gene Ontology annotation, molecular function: lysophosphatidic acid receptor activity.
AUGAAGAACAAGGGGAGCAAAGCCACACUCGCUUUGGUCUGCAGACCUAGGCAAUCGAAAACUCAGAAAUGGAAACGUGUGCACCUUUCCGGCAGCAAAAUUGACUCUGCGUUCUUUGCAGCCUCGAGUUAAGGGCUGCGCUGGGAGAAACUCUGUGCCUCCUGGAAAGUUCGGAAACUCAACUACGAGAGAGGCCAGAUAUCAGGGAUCUUGCUGGCCCCGCGAUGUCUUCCAGAGCUUUUCAAGUGGGAAGAGAAGAGCGACAAAAUGAAAAUGCAACGUGUAGGGGAGGCCACCCGAGUCCCGCAAGUCGUCGGUCGCAGAGGUACACAGUUGCUCCUAGCAUGACCGAGAUCUGAUCAGCAACCACGAGAACCUGACUCCCGCGUCGGGCGACUUAGUGCUGGGGCCUGGUCACCGCCCACAACUCCGGAGCUGCCAUGGCUGCUGCCUCUACGUCCACCCCUGUCAUUUCACAGCCCCAGUUCACAGCCAUGAAUGAACGUCAGUGCUUCUACAAUGAGUCCAUCGCCUUCUUUUAUAACCGGAGUGGAAAGUAUCUUGCCACAGAGUGGAACACAGUCAGCAAGCUGGUGAUGGGACUUGGAAUCACCGUCUGUAUCUUCAUCAUGUUGGCCAAUCUGCUGGUCAUGGUGGCAAUCUACGUCAACCGCCGCUUCCAUUUUCCUAUUUAUUACUUAAUGGCAAAUCUGGCUGCUGCGGACUUCUUUGCUGGGUUGGCCUACUUCUACCUGAUGUUCAACACAGGACCCAAUACUCGGAGACUGACUGUCAGCACGUGGCUCCUGCGUCAGGGCCUCAUUGACACCAGUCUGACGGCCUCCGUGGCCAACUUACUGGCCAUUGCAAUCGAGAGGCACAUUACAGUUUUCCGCAUGCAGCUUCACACGCGGAUGAGCAACCGGCGGGUGGUGGUGGUAAUCGUGGUCAUCUGGACCAUGGCCAUUGUUAUGGGGGCCAUACCCAGCGUGGGCUGGAACUGCAUCUGUGAUAUUGAGCACUGUUCCAACAUGGCACCCCUGUACAGUGACUCCUACUUGGUCUUCUGGGCCAUUUUCAACCUGGUGACCUUUGUUGUCAUGGUGGUCCUCUAUGCUCACAUCUUUGGCUACGUUCGCCAGAGGACUAUGAGGAUGUCUCGGCAUAGUUCUGGACCGCGGCGCAAUCGGGAUACCAUGAUGAGUCUUCUGAAGACUGUGGUCAUUGUGCUUGGUGCGUUUAUCGUCUGCUGGACUCCUGGAUUGGUCUUGUUACUUCUCGACGUGUGCUGCCCACAGUGUAACGUCCUGGCCUAUGAGAAGUUUUUCCUUCUGCUUGCCGAGUUCAACUCUGCCAUGAACCCCAUCAUCUACUCCUACCGCGACAAGGAGAUGAGCGCCACCUUCAGGCAGAUCCUCUGCUGCCAGCGCAGUGAGAACACCAGCGGCCCCACGGAAGGCUCCGACCGCUCAGCUUCCUCCCUCAACCACACCAUCCUGGCUGGAGUUCACAGCAAUGACCACUCCGUGGUUUAGAAAGGAGACUAAUGAAGAUGAGACGUGGCCGUCAUCUAUUGAGCGAUGAGCAGCCUUCCCCUCCCCAAAGGCCAGGGCAGGGUGGGAUGUGAGAGAGAGGAAAAAAUGCACUCAUGUACUUAAACACUAACCCAUGGCAGUAUUUGUUCCUGGACCCACCAAGGCUUGAUAUGUAUCGAAAAAUUAGCUUAUGUGACACCCCUCAUCCUGCUCCCCAUUCCUUUUGAAAGUAGAAAGUGGAGAUCUUGCUCUGGAAUUCGUAAACAGACUCUGGAGUGUCCAUUUACACUACACUAACUAGUCUUCAAAAGAUUUUGUGUGGUUUGGUGCAAGUCAGAAUAAAUGCUGACUAAUUGAAUCCACAACUUCAUUUACAUACAGGCUUCCCUUUUUUUCUUUUUAAAGGGUACAUUUCACUUAAUAAACAUGUCUACGCCUAUCAGCAUGCUUGUGAUGGAUAAGACUAUGGGCUGUUUUUAAACGAUCAUAACUACAUUUUUUUCCUUAUGUAGGAAAACUGUAAAUUAGAAUUACUUUUUUUAGAAAGCAUGCACAUAAUGUAUGUAUGCAGUAUGCCGUACUUAAAAAGACAAAAGGGUAUUAAUUUUAAAUCUAGGAAAUAGAAAAACCUAGAUGUCAAAGCCAGUGUUUGUUUAGGUUAUGAAACAAACAAUGAUCUAACCACCAUAUUACCUUUUUUCAUUAAAGUGUUGUAACAUGUAUAAAACAAACAGGGAAUGUAAGUUUAUUAUCAGAAGAAUAUGUACUCUAUGAAAGUUAUAGAUGAACACAAUGGUAUUGUUUCCACAUAUUUAUAAUACCCAAGUACAUUCUAAUUAUUAGUUCAUCGGAGGAAUUUUUUAAUAACCUGUGUUUUUCUGUAUGAUAAUACAUAGUCAUUG